AUGGAGCGGCGCGGCGGCGGGGGCCGAAUGCUGGCCUUGCUGCUGGCCGGGCUGCUCGGCGGGGCGCGGGGCUUCGGCGACGAGGAGGAGAGGCGCUGCGACGCCAUCCGCAUCGCCAUGUGCCAGAACCUGGGCUACAAUGUCACCAAGAUGCCCAACCUGGUGGGCCACGAGCUGCAGGCGGACGCCGAGCUGCAGCUCACCACUUUCACCCCGCUCAUCCAGUACGGCUGCUCCAGCCAGCUCCAGUUCUUCCUUUGUUCGGUCUAUGUUCCGAUGUGCACGGAGAAGAUUAACAUCCCCAUAGGUCCCUGUGGUGGCAUGUGCCUCUCCGUCAAAAGAAGAUGUGAACCUGUUUUAAAAGAGUUUGGAUUUGCCUGGCCGGACAGCCUGAACUGCAGCAAAUUCCCUCCCCAGAAUGAUCACAACCACAUGUGCAUGGAGGGCCCAGGAGAUGAAGAGGUUCCCCUUCAUAGCAAGACAUCCUUGCAGCCUGGAGAGGAGUGUCACAGCAUGGGAUCUAAUUCAGAUCAGUACAUCUGGGUCAAGAGAAACCUGGACUGUGUCCUGAAGUGCGGCUAUGACGCUGGGCUCUACAGCAGGUCAGCGAAGGAGUUCACAGAUAUCUGGAUGGCAGUGUGGGCCAGUCUGUGCUUCAUAUCAACUGCGUUCACAGUCCUGACCUUCCUGAUUGAUUCAUCCAGAUUUUCCUACCCAGAGCGCCCAAUCAUAUUUUUGAGCAUGUGCUACAAUAUUUAUAGCAUUGCUUAUAUUGUGAGGCUAACUGUGGGCCGGGAAAGGAUAUCCUGUGAUUUUGAAGAGGCAGCAGAACCUGUUCUUAUCCAAGAAGGUCUUAAGAACACAGGAUGUGCUAUAAUUUUCUUGCUGAUGUACUUUUUCGGGAUGGCUAGCUCCAUCUGGUGGGUUAUUCUGACACUGACGUGGUUUCUGGCUGCAGGACUUAAGUGGGGCCACGAAGCUAUAGAAAUGCACAGCUCUUAUUUCCACAUCGCAGCCUGGGCUAUCCCUGCAGUGAAGACCAUCGUCAUUUUGAUUAUGAGACUGGUAGAUGCCGAUGAGCUCACUGGCCUGUGCUACGUUGGCAACCAGAACCUGGAUGCGCUGACGGGCUUCGUGGUUGCUCCGCUUUUUACCUACCUGGUUAUUGGAACUUUAUUCAUUGCAGCGGGAUUAGUGGCCUUAUUUAAAAUCAGAUCCAAUCUUCAGAAAGACGGGACUAAAACUGACAAACUGGAGAGGCUGAUGGUUAAAAUUGGUGUCUUCUCAGUGCUGUACACAGUCCCAGCAACGUGUGUCAUUGCAUGUUAUUUCUACGAAAUCUCCAACUGGGCCGUUUUUCGCUAUUCAGCUGACGAUUCCAAUAUGGCAGUGGAGAUGCUCAAAAUCUUCAUGUCCCUCCUGGUGGGCAUCACUUCAGGUAUGUGGAUCUGGUCAGCCAAAACUCUGCACACGUGGCAGAAGUGCUCAAACAGACUGGUGAACUCAGGGAAAGUGAAACGGGAGAAAAGAGCGGACGGUUGGGUGAAACCUGGGAAAGGGAACGAGACUGUGGUGUGAGAAAAGGACAGCGUCCAGAUGGUCUGACUGCUCUCACCUGAAGGACUGUUCGUGUGUAAGAACUGCAGCGUAAGUGUUGGGAGCUGAGUGAGGAGAUGGUUACAAAACUUGUCUCUUGGGGAAGGAGAAAAAAAUGCCUUAAAGAAUAAACAAACAAACAAAUAAUGCUGGAAAUAUGAAAGCCAUAAACUGUGCUGCCCGAAAUAGGAAAGCCCAGGGAGGCUUUAAAAGCUGUGAAAUAUCUGAACACGUUAUCUUCCUUUUGUUUUAAAAGCAGGAUGCAAUAUACCAAAGUCUUUAAAAGCAAUGGGAUAGUAGGCCGCAGCUGUGGGAUACUGUUUUAUUUUCAUCAUCUUGCAGCUGCAGGAGGAAAGGCAGUGCAGGUCCAAAUUCUGGGCUGAGGCAGGGUGCAGUUACCAGAAGAUGGAGCAUCCAGGACCUCAGAUAGGUGUUCUUCUUUCUGAGCAUUGUGGAGGAAGUGCUCUCUGAGGGCUGUCUCUGUGCCCUGGGGAAUUCCGUCGCCCUCUUAGGCUGCACAAGUCAGCCAAGGAUCAGGUCCUCCAACAGAGAAUCAUGUGAACUUCCCAAGUCUGGGAAUUACCCAAAAGAAGGAUUUGGUGAGGUAUUAGUGAGAAUGACUCUUAAGUCAUCUGAUGGUCUAGUAAUAAUUUUGGCUUGUUCUUUUCACUGCCUGUAACCUGGUCUCAUCUGAGUGCUGAGACCCUGCUUUGAGCAGGAAUUUGGACCUCUUGAGGUCCCUCCCAACCUGAACCACUCUGUGAUUCUGUCAGUGCUUUGUAUUUUUAAAAAAGCUUUGCUCAAGGUCGUGGUCAGAAGUAGAGGAACUGUGGGAAUCUGGAAACUGUGCGUACUGUUACACAUCAGCUGUCGUCGUCCGCCUGCCUCUGUUCCUAUUCCUUCAGGUGCUACUGCUAUUUCCAGCUGACUGCUUCGUUUUGCUGAGCUUAAUAGCUUUAAAUAAAGUCUUAUGUUAUCGUGCUCCUUCCUACAGGAAAGAGAAAAUCGAGUUGAGGGUCUCUUCAGAACAAUGUCAGUUUUUCUCCGAGUAAACUUAUCUGUCUCUCUGGAGACCCAUUGCAUGAAGCAAUUAAGUCUUAAUAUAUUUCGUUCAGCGUGAUGGUAUCUCUGCAGACGCCAGUCUGGGGGAAGUGAAACGUUGAGUUUCUUGGCAACCUCAUGUUCACACAGAUCAGUUGUAUAAUUAUGUGUGUCAGUUACAAUUAAAAGAACAUUCUCAGUCCAUGACAUCGCAAUGCAGCUGAUUGCCUCAAAACGACGCUCCAGUUGCUCACUGACAGCUAUGGAGUGGUUUUAUUUUAUUUUAUUUUGUAUAGAUGCGUACAGAAUGUGUGCAGGCAUUCAGUCCUCAGGAAUGACAGAGACGUUGUCAGUGUUUGGAAAUGGAUCCAAGAGAAGAGAUCCAACUUCUUUACAAUUAAUGUUGUUUCACAGCAACUGCCAAGUUUUAAUUGAGGAGGUACUGGCUUGAGUUCACAGGGAGCUUGAACUUUGUGUCUGGGACUUGUUUGGCUGUUAAGGAAGGUGAUGCAAACAGUAACCCAUAAAUAUUUAAGAGAAUGCUGUUUCAGUGCUCUGUCCCUCUGAAGGACCUUCAGUUCUGAGUACUCCAAAUUUUUGCUUUGUGUGUGUGGAUCCUGCUUAGCUGCUGGGCAUCCCCCAAUGCCCUGACUGCUGUGAUCUUCAAGGGCAGCUGAGAGCACGCGUUUGCCCUCACUUUUCCUACAGGUGCCCAUGUGCUGCUUCCCAAACCAUGGUUCAUUCCUACUCUGUCCCAGCAGCGUGUAUUGUUUCAAUGGCAAUGUUGAAACAUGUGCUAGAGCAUAUUAAAAAAAAAAAAAAAAAAGACACUGAAAAAACAAACCAACCCUAAUUGCAGUCUUUGUGGUUGGGCUCCCUCUCCAGCAGAACUAGUGACAACUUGACACAUUCUGCUCAAUGUGCAGCUAUUGUCUCGGCCAGCACUGCAUACCAUCUGGGCCUUUUGAUCCUCUCUCUGAAUUCUCUCACCAUUAGUGUUGUGUUUGGAUCUGGUUAUUCCUCUGUGGGCAAGGAGUUCUGCAAGUCGGAAAUCUUCAGAUGGCUCAGCCUCUCCACCACGUGCUCCAUCUCCCAUCGCAGCAAGGGAUGUGUGAUCAGCAGCUGUAUUUUAACUUGCAAAGGGUGAAGACACAGUAUGAGCCUUGUCUUGCAGCGUCAGGCUGUGCCAAGGUGUCACAUUCACUCAAGCGUCCUUCAAUCUGAAGCGGUUUGGAUAGUUUCCUGGCUGACAUGACUCCUGUUUGACCUGACUGAUCCAAUAAACAGCAUUUUUAACUGUGUUAUGUACACAGAAGUGGAUGUUAAGUAGUACUCCUGUUAUCACAUCCCUGCCUGUGACCCUGUGGACUGUGCCAGACUGAUCUCCUGACUGGUUGGGGACAUUGGAAAUGAGUGAAAUGAGGACAGCACUGUAUAGCCUCAUGAGGGAGCUGGGGACCACUACAGCAUGAGGCACUCAAAUGCUAUGGGCAGGAGGUGGGGAGCAGCUGCUAUCCCUGAAGGAAGUGUUCCCAGGGCCACUGUGGCAACCCCAAAGCAACGUCAGCUGUAGCACCAACAAAAUUACAUCCCACAAAUCAUAGAAUCAUAGAAUUGGUUGAGUUAGAAGGGACCCUUAAAGGUCACCAAGCCCAACUCCCCUGCAAUGAACAGGACACCUACAGUUGGAUCAUUUCGAGCUUCAUCCAGCCUGACCUUGAAUUCUUUGAAGGACGGGGCAUCCCCCACCUUUCUGGGCAUCCAUGUGCAUUCACCUUGCCUUGUUCUGGGGAUGCUGAGUAGGAAGUCACAACAGACAACCCCAAACCCAGCAGUUACAAAAGCAUCUGCAACUCGUACAUUCUCUCAUUUCAACGUUGUUAAGAAUUUAAAGCCAAAAAAUGUAUGACUAAUCCUGUCCCAGACAUUCAGUUGCUGCAAUUAUACAAGCAGAGACCUUACGGCCCUUACCUUCCUGCACUGUGCUGUGUUCUCCAACCCCACUCCACUUACCACGGGUCUCAGGAGCAUCUAUUGGAGAGGUACAAGCUCCUUUGUUGAGCAGACAAGUCAGCUCCUUUACCUGAAUUUCUAAGGAAGUAGACACUGAUUAUUUUGGGUGUACAGAAAAUGUAUCUGCUUUGAUGUAUGUACUGUAAAGUUCUAAUUUAUCACUGUAAAAAAUAAAACAAACUUUGCUAUUUAAUUUUUAUAUCAAAAUAAAACUUUAAUCUCUGUGGAUCA
This is a messenger RNA of Lagopus leucura (white-tailed ptarmigan), 4881 nucleotides long. RefSeq names its product frizzled class receptor 4 (gene FZD4). The coding region runs from base 1 to 1578 and encodes 525 amino acids. NCBI's taxonomy places the organism in Eukaryota, Metazoa, Chordata, Aves, Galliformes, Phasianidae. The transcript is spliced from 2 exons. Gene Ontology annotation, biological process: canonical Wnt signaling pathway; retina vasculature morphogenesis in camera-type eye; non-canonical Wnt signaling pathway. The record is from RefSeq and is a predicted model, not a curated record. Gene Ontology annotation, cellular component: plasma membrane. Gene Ontology annotation, molecular function: Wnt receptor activity; Wnt-protein binding.